AUGUUGAUGAACAAAUCCAUCCUCUCCUCUAGCAUCGGCCGUGAACUAUGCCGGCGACUGCAGUCCCUCUCCCCAGAGGAGCCAAGUUCCAUCGACCUCCUCCAAAACUACCCUCAGUGGUUCCCGUGUAUAGCAGCUGCUGUCUUCGGAACUUUGCAUUCAAUGGCGACGUCUGGACUACAUAUAUUGGGCGCAAUCGUGACGGCAUGCAUGUGUACCGGGUCUGCCAGCCUGUCUCACAUGUGCAAGCUCACUGCUCACCGAGUGCACCAACUGCGACUUUCUAGGUAA
Penicillium odoratum is the source of this 291-nucleotide messenger RNA. RefSeq lists its product as uncharacterized. Lineage: Eukaryota; Fungi; Ascomycota; Eurotiomycetes; Eurotiales; Aspergillaceae. The record is from RefSeq and is a predicted model, not a curated record. Bases 1 to 291 code for a protein of 96 amino acids. The transcript is spliced from 2 exons.